This is a messenger RNA of Odobenus rosmarus divergens (Pacific walrus), 2623 nucleotides long. RefSeq names its product mitogen-activated protein kinase kinase kinase MLT-like (gene MAP3K20). NCBI's taxonomy places the organism in Eukaryota, Metazoa, Chordata, Mammalia, Carnivora, Odobenidae. Bases 195 to 2597 code for a protein of 800 amino acids. The record is from RefSeq and is a predicted model, not a curated record. Gene Ontology annotation, cellular component: cytoplasm. Gene Ontology annotation, biological process: protein phosphorylation. The transcript is spliced from 20 exons. Gene Ontology annotation, molecular function: ATP binding; protein kinase activity; protein binding.
CGGAAUGUUCAACUCCUGACUCGGGCGGAAGCGUGGGAGCCGCGCGGGCCGCCGUCCUCUCGACCCCCCCCCGCACCCCCCACGGUCGCCGGCCCUACCCUCGCCGCGCGCGGGGCCUCGGCGCCCCCCGGCUGCUGCUCGCGCCCGGCCCGGGAGCCAGAUUUUGUGGGAGUCUAAUACUUUGUCAUUAUGAGAUGUCGUCUCUCGGUACCUCCUUUGUGCAAAUUAAAUUUGAUGACUUGCAGUUUUUUGAAAACUGCGGUGGAGGAAGUUUUGGGAGUGUAUAUCGAGCCAGAUGGAUAUCCCAGGACAAGGAGGUGGCUGUAAAGAAGCUGCUCAAAAUAGAGAAAGAGGCAGAAAUACUCAGUGUGCUCAGUCACAGAAACAUCAUCCAGUUUUAUGGAGUAAUUCUCGAACCUCCCAACUAUGGGAUCGUCACAGAAUAUGCUUCUCUGGGAUCACUCUAUGAUUACAUUAACAGUAACAGAAGUGAGGAGAUGGACAUGGAUCACAUUAUGACCUGGGCCACUGAUGUAGCCAAAGGAAUGCACUAUUUACAUAUGGAGGCUCCUGUCAAGGUGAUUCACAGAGAUCUCAAGUCACGAAAUGUUGUUAUAGCUGCUGAUGGGGUAUUGAAGAUAUGCGAUUUUGGUGCCUCUCGGUUCCAUAACCAUACAACACACAUGUCCUUGGUUGGAACUUUCCCAUGGAUGGCCCCAGAAGUUAUCCAAAGUCUCCCUGUGUCUGAAACUUGUGACACAUAUUCCUAUGGUGUGGUUCUCUGGGAGAUGCUAACAAGGGAGGUCCCCUUUAAAGGUUUGGAAGGAUUACAAGUAGCUUGGCUUGUAGUGGAAAAAAACGAGAGAUUAACCAUUCCAAGCAGCUGCCCCAGAAGUUUUGCUGAGCUGUUACGUCAGUGUUGGGAAGCUGAUGCCAAGAAACGGCCAUCUUUUAAGCAAAUCAUUUCAAUUCUGGAGUCCAUGUCAAACGACACUAACCUUCCCGACCAGUGUAACUCAUUCCUGCACAACAAGGCAGAGUGGAGGUGCGAAAUCGAGGCAACUCUUGAGAGGCUGAAGAAACUCGAACGGGACCUCAGCUGUAAAGAGCAGGAACUCAAAGAAAGGGAAAGACGUCUGAAGAUGUGGGAGCAAAAGCUGACGGAGCAGUCCAACACCCCGCUGCUGCCCUCCUUUGAGAUUGGCUCGUGGACUGAAGACGACGUGUAUUUUUGGGUUCAGCAGCUCGUCAGAAAAGGAGACUCUUCAGCAGAGAUGAGCGUAUAUGCAAGCUUGUUUAAGGAAAACAACAUUACAGGAAAGCGACUGCUUCUUCUGGAGGAAGAAGACUUGAAAGACAUGGGCAUUAUCUCCAAAGGGCACAUCAUUCACCUGAAGUCAGCCAUUGAGAAAUUAACCCAUGAUUACCUAAACUUGUUUCACUUCCCACCACUAAUUAAGGACUCAGUAGAUGAACCUAAAGAAAAUGAGGAAAAAAUUGUGAACCUUGAACUUGUUUUUGGUUUUCACUUGAAACCAGGAACCGGCCCACAGGAUUGUAAGUGGAAAAUGUAUAUGGAGAUGGACGGGGAUGAAAUUGCAAUAACCUACAUCAAAGAUGUGACAUUCAACACUAACCUACCCAAUGCAGAGAUUUUAAAGAUGACAAAGCCCCCAUUUGUAAUGGAGAAGUGGACUGUAGGAAUAAUGGAAAAUCAGACUGUAGAAUGCACUGUCACCUAUGAGAGUGAUGUUCGAGCUCCAAAGAGCACUAAGCACGUCCACUCAAUUCAGUGGAGUAGAAUGAAACCUCAGGAUGAAGUGAAAGCCAUCCAACUUGCCAUUCAGACAUUACUCCCUAACUCAGAAGGCAACUGUAGAAGCAGGUCUGACUCAAGUGCUGAUCGCCAGUGGCUGGAUACUCUGAGGUUGCGGCAGAUUGCAUCCAAUACUUCUUUACAGCGUUCCCAGAGCAAUCCCAUUCUGGGGUCACAAUUAUUCCCCUAUUUCAAUGACCAGGAUUCCUAUGCUGCUGCUGUAAGGCGGACCCAGGUGCCCAUUAAGUAUCAACAGAUUACACCCAUAAACCAAUCCAGAAGCUCCUCUCCUACUCAGUAUGGACUGACCAAAAACUUCUCUUCCCUACAUCUCAACUCCAGGGACAGUGGCUUUUCCAGUCUUCCAACUGACAGCUCUUUAGAGAGGGGUCGAUACUCAGAUAGAAGCAAGAACAAAUAUGAUCGUGGUAGCGUAUCACUCAAUUCUUCUCCUAGGGGAAGGUACAGUGGGAAAAGUCAGCAUUCCACACCUUCACGAGAAAGAUAUUCUGGAAAAUUAUACAGGGUUUCUCAGUCAGCACUCAAUAGUCAGCAGUCACCUGACUUCAAGAGAAGCCCAAAGGACUGCCAUCAACCCAGGACCAUACCAGGGAUGCCUUUACACCCUGAGACUGACUUACGAGCCAGUGAAGAGGACAGCAAAGUCAGCGAGGGAGGAUGGACAAAGGUGGAACACCGUAAGAAACCUCACAGGCCCUCUCCUGCCAAGACUAACAGGGAAAGAGCCAGAGGAAACUACCGUGGAAGGAGAAACUUUUGAUGAAUUGAACUAGAUGAGUUUUCCUA